Messenger RNA from Dipodomys ordii (Ord's kangaroo rat), 1242 nucleotides. It is a transcript of the gene Pgbd5, whose product is annotated as piggyBac transposable element derived 5. The record is from RefSeq and is a predicted model, not a curated record. Gene Ontology annotation, molecular function: transposase activity. NCBI's taxonomy places the organism in Eukaryota, Metazoa, Chordata, Mammalia, Rodentia, Heteromyidae. Bases 13 to 1242 code for a protein of 409 amino acids. Gene Ontology annotation, cellular component: nucleus. Gene Ontology annotation, biological process: non-replicative DNA transposition. The transcript has 6 exons.
CCAACCCGAAAGAUGCCCCCUGGUGCCAGUGCCAUGGACUUCUUUCAGCUCUUUGUCCCAGACAACACGCUCAAGAACAUGGUGGUGCAGACCAACAUGUAUGCCAGGAAGUUCCAGGAGCGCUUUGGCAGCGACAGCGCCUGGGUCGAGGUGACACUGGCGGAAAUGAAGGCCUUCCUGGGCUACGUGAUCUCCACCAGCGUCUCGCACUGCGAGUCUGUCCUCAGCAUCUGGAGCAGCGGCUUCUACAGCAACCGCAGCCUGGCGCUUGUCAUGAGCCAGGCCCGCUUUGAGAAGAUCCUCAAGUACUUCCACGUGGUGGCCUUCCGCUCCAGCCAGACCACGCCUGGGCUCUACAAGGUGCAGCCCUUCCUCGACUCCCUCCAGAACAGCUUCGACGCUGCCUUCAGGCCAUCCCAAACCCAGGUGCUACAUGAACCCCUAAUUGAUGAGGACCCUGUGUUCAUCGCGACAUGCACCGAGCGAGAGCUACGAAAGAGGAAAAAGCGGAAAUUCAGCCUGUGGGUCCGGCAGUGCUCUGCCACGGGCUUCAUCAUCCAGAUUUACGUUCACCUGAAGGAAGGAGGGGGUCCAGAUGGCCUGGACACACUGAAGAACAAGCCCCAGCUCCACGGCAUGGUGGCCAGGAGUCUGUGCCGGAAUGCGGCCGGCAAGAACUACAUCAUCUUCACAGGGCCCAGCAUCACCAGCCUCACCCUGUUUGAAGAGUUUGAGAAGCAAGGCAUCUACUGCUGCGGCCUGCUCAGCUCCAGGAAGAGUGACUGCACUGGCCUCCCCCCGUCCAUGCUGACUAACCCUGCCACCCCGCCAGCUCGGGGCCAGCACCAGAUCAAGACCAAGGGGAACAUGUCUCUCAUCUGCUGGUACAACAAGGGCCACUUCCGCUUCCUGACCAACGCUUACUCCCCGGUGCAGCAGGGGGUCAUCGUCAAGAGGCGGAGUGGAGAGAUCCCCUGCCCACUGGCCGUGGAGGCCUUUGCUGCCCACCUCAGCUACAUCUGCAGAUACGAUGACAAGUACAGCAGGUACUUCAUCUCCCACAAGCCGAACAAGACUUGGCAACAGGUGUUCUGGUUUGCCAUCAGCAUCGCCGUCAACAAUGCCUACAUUCUGUAUAAGAUGUCGGACGCCUACCACGUGAAGCGGUACAGCCGGGCGCAGUUUGGCGAGAGACUGGUCAGGGAGCUGCUGGGCCUGGAGGAUGCCUCCCCCGGCCACUGA